Striga asiatica is the source of this 633-nucleotide messenger RNA. Lineage: Eukaryota; Viridiplantae; Streptophyta; Magnoliopsida; Lamiales; Orobanchaceae. The record is from the annotation of a GenBank genome assembly.
AUGAGACAAUCAACGUUGAAAAACAGAAAAUUAGUUAUAAACGGACGUGGGCUACACUUAGCCAUCAAAGGUUGGACCUUGGGCGUCGUGGUCCCUGCCCCUUCACUCAUAUCAAUCUCCCCAACCUUUUCCCAAUUGAAGCACUGGAUCAACGAGCCCAGCCCCAGCCCAAGUGUUAAAAGGCCCAAAUUCUCACCUGGGCAGGCCCGCCUCCCCGACCCAAACGGGAAAAACUUGAAGCCUAACUCUUUCUUCCCGUCUAACGGCUCGAACCUCUCGGGCCUGAACCUCUCCGGGUCGGCCCACACAUUUGGGCUGUGGUGGAUCUCCCAUAUGUUGACCAACAGGAUGGUCCCCGCCGGAACCCUGUGCCUGCCGACGGCGCACUCGGCUGAGGAGCGGUGGGGCAUCAGCAUCGACACCGGCGGGUGGAGGCGGAGCGUUUCGAGGACGACGUGGCGGAGGUACGGCAGCGCCGCCACGUCGGAUUCGGAGAUGAGGCGGCCGUGGCCCACGUGGGCGUCGAUUUCGGAUUGGGCCUUUAUGAGGGUUUCUGGGUUUUCGAGCAGAAGGGUGAAGGCCCAUUCGAGGGCGAUGGUUGAUGUUGAUGAUCCUCCUUGGAGUAAGACCUGA